Trifolium pratense (red clover) is the source of this 3008-nucleotide messenger RNA. RefSeq names its product E3 ubiquitin-protein ligase UPL5-like. The record is from RefSeq and is a predicted model, not a curated record. The transcript is spliced from 3 exons. Gene Ontology annotation, molecular function: protein binding; ubiquitin-protein transferase activity. Gene Ontology annotation, biological process: protein polyubiquitination; proteasome-mediated ubiquitin-dependent protein catabolic process; positive regulation of protein catabolic process. Bases 238 to 2619 code for a protein of 793 amino acids. Lineage: Eukaryota; Viridiplantae; Streptophyta; Magnoliopsida; Fabales; Fabaceae.
AGCAUAAAGCUUUUUAUAACACACGCAAGUGACGCAACAACUUUUGUUUCAUUAUUUCAUCACUCGCUCCGUAACCGUCACCGAUCACUUAGCUUCUAAUUUCUCACUCACGCCGGUGAGGGUUAUUAUCGUAAAUGUCAUCACUCAUCAUUCACCAUAACCCUCACCGUCGCUUAUAUCCACCAACACACCACCAAUAGCUCCGCCGCAACAACAACUACACCUCCUCCUCCAAAGAUGAAAGAAAACACCAAAACGACGUCGUCGAGGUUCCAAUUCUUCGUACGCUGGAACAGUAACUCCUUAGUGAUUCAUGCUUCAAGAAAAGACACAGUGGAAUUGCUUCUCAAGAAACUUUCAUCCAAAACCAAAAUUCCGAUUAAAGAAUUACGAUUAAUUUACAAAGGAAAACAGCUUCAGGUAGAACAGAAUCUCGGCGAAUGCGGCAUCGAAAACGAUGAAACUCUUCAAUUGCUCGGAUACUUGAGGAGUACACAGUGUCCUCAACUUUGGGGAGCAACAGAAUUUAUUGCUUCAUUGAUUCUCAAACUUUGUAGAGGUGAAAAUGCGAAUGAUCCUUUCAAAUUUAUUCAAAGUCACUUUAGAAGUUACAUGAAAAAAUCUGAAUAUUUUGAUGUUUUUAUGUUUAUGAAAAUUCCUUCAUUGUUGGUAGAACUUUAUAUGUCGCCCAAUGCUAGUAAUAAAAGCGUUGCUGAUUUGUUGAUUAAGGAAUUUGUGCAAAUAUGUUUAGACUUGAAGUGCAAAGAGGUGCAGGUUUUUUACCUUGAAGCUCUUUUGCAGUUUUGUGAAUUGCUUAGAGAGGUAGGGUGUAAGUGUGAUGAUCUUUUGUAUGUUUUUUGCCGGAAUGGUUUUGCAACUCUGUUGGCGAAUGUUGGUGGUGUUACCCCCUUUAGGAAUUAUUCUAAAUGGAGGGUUUUGUUUCGUGGUAUUUUUUUCUGUGUUUGUGAGACUUUAGAGGUGUUGUUGAGUUAUUUGGAUUUGAGUAUGAGUUAUCCGACUAGUGAGGGGCUUUCAUGUAGUGUUGUUUGGGCUUUUGUCAAAUUCUCGACACCUUUGAGGAAUGGAAUUGCCGAGAAACAACCAGCAUUCGGUGAAUAUGAGAAUGGAAUUUGCUAUGAGGAGGAUCCUUCAAUUGCAGGAGUAGUUGAUCAAUUUCGUAAUGUAUUUAUUCAGUUAUUGACCAAAAUGGACAAGUGUUUUCAAGUCAUGGAGAAUUGCUUGGUUAACAAGGAACAAAGAGAAGGGGGUGGGGAUGUUAUCCAUAAUGGGCAGUCUCAUUACCUUUUAAUCCUGAAGGAAUUGUAUCACAUAUCUAAGCUAUAUAGCGGGGCAGAAGUGAUGUUUUGGGGAGUUUUGUUGCGUCGAAAAAGUAUGCUAUCUCAACUGAUUGUCCGGUUUGCGGAUAAGAAGGAUAAUCAUAGGUGGGUACUUGAGAACAUGAGUGUGACCGAUUUUGAAUCCAGGAGGCAUUUGGCGAUGACACUAUUCCCUGACUUAAGACAUGAAUUAUUGGGAUAUGAGAUGCUUAUUGGCAGGUCUGAUGUUUUGGCCGAAUCUUUUGAGUACAUAUCACGAGCUAAGCCUACAUCUCUGGAAGGAGGUUUAUUUAUGGCAUUCAAGAAUGAAGUUGCUACAGGACCAGGUGUUCUGAGGGAGUGGUUUGUUUUGGUGUGUAAGGAAAUAUUUAAUCCAAAAAAUGCUCUUUUUGUGGCAUGUCCAAAUGACCAAAGGAGAUUUUUUCCUAAUGCUGCAUCUAAGGUACAUCCUCUACACCUAAAGUACUUCAGCUUCUCUGGACGUAUGAUUGCAUUAGCUUUGAAGAGUAAGGUGCAAGUGGGUAUUUAUUUUGAUCGUGUGUUUUUCAAGCAAUUGGCUGGAAACUAUAUUACUUUAGAAGAUAUCCGAGAUGCCGAUCCUAUAAUGUAUCGUAGCUGCAAGCAAAUAUUGGAGAUGAAUGCUGAUUAUAUUGAUUCAGAUGAAUUAGGACUGACAUUUUCUAUAGAGGUGGAAGAAUUAGGACACAGGAAAGUGAUUGAGCUUUGCCCUGGUGGCGAAAGCCUUGUUGUGGGUAGUAAGAACAGGGAGAAGUAUGUUGAUCUUCUUAUACAGAAUCGUUUUGUGACAUCCAUAUCUAGGCAGGUAUCACAUUUUGCCGCGGGUUUUGCUGAUAUUAUAUCUGGCUCAAGGCUAGAGUUCUUUCGAUAUUUAGAACUUGAAGAUCUUGAUUGGAUGUUGCAUGGAAGUGAAAAUGCCAUUUCUGUUGAAGAUUGGAAGGCACAUACUAAGUAUAAUGGCUAUAAAGAGAAUGAUUGUCGGAUAACUUGGUUUUGGGAGAUCGUUGGGAGAAUGUCGGCAGAGCAAAAGAAGGUUCUACUGUUCUUUUGGACAUCUGUGAAACAUUUACCAGUUGAAGGUUUCCGUGGUUUGGGUUCCCGUCUAUUCAUUUGCAAAUCCAGCAAAUCUGAUAAUCACUUGCCCUCAUCUCACACAUGUUUUUACGAGCUGUGCUUUCCAAAGUAUUCUUCUAGGGCUAUCAUGCAAGAUCGCCUUAGAAUCAUCACUCAAGAACACAUGAGCUGCAGUUUCGGUACUCUGUGAAUGAUUAAUAGAAUACACCUGCAAUUUGGCUAGAAGUGAUUUUGAAUCUUUUGAUUGCACAUAGAAAUACAAUUACUCACCUUUGUACAAAUUUAGGAUAGGAUUAUUCUUUUUUGUUUUUUCUUUCUCGAAAUGAUAAUCUGAGAAGGCUUUCUAGUUCUGUUUCUCAAAUCAAUUCGGGGUAGCAAUGUAGUUGAUCUUCUGUGAAGUGUUUAUAUGAGGGGUCAAGAAAACAGGAUUGAAGGAAAGAACAAAAGUUUUGAUGUUUGGUCAUUUUAGUAGAUAGCAAUGGCUUAGCCAUGCUUUGACAUUUAAGUUAGGACAAUCAUGCUCCAAGAGAAACUCUUCCCCAUUAUUAAGAAUUAGCAUUAACAUUAGCAUUUUGAUAA